Colias croceus (clouded yellow) is the source of this 758-nucleotide messenger RNA. Its product is annotated as succinate dehydrogenase cytochrome b560 subunit, mitochondrial-like. Gene Ontology annotation, cellular component: membrane. NCBI's taxonomy places the organism in Eukaryota, Metazoa, Arthropoda, Insecta, Lepidoptera, Pieridae. The coding region runs from base 142 to 684 and encodes 180 amino acids. The transcript has 3 exons. The record is from RefSeq and is a predicted model, not a curated record. Gene Ontology annotation, biological process: mitochondrial electron transport, succinate to ubiquinone; tricarboxylic acid cycle. Gene Ontology annotation, molecular function: succinate dehydrogenase activity; electron transfer activity.
UUCUUUUCCAAGUUCGCACGAGAUAUAAAAAUUUUAUAAUAAAAUUUAAUUUAAAAACAACAAUCGAAUUAUAACUACACGAAUAGACGAAUUUGUAUCAGGACAUACAUUUGAAAGUAAAACCUAACCAUAAGCAAAACUAUGGCUUUUUACUGUGGUAGCAGAUUGGGCUCCAACUCAUUAUUGGGUAACUUUGCUAAGUUCCGCACUGCAUUGGGCACGGCUCAAUAUGCGCAAUCGGCAGCUGUACCUAAAGUCAGCUUUAAGAAAUAUGAACCUCCUAAGGAGGAACACUACGAUAUAAGAAAUGCUCGUCUCCAACGCCCAAUGUCUCCUCACCUUACCAUCUACAAACCCCAACUAACUAGUAUUUUAUCUGUUACCCACAGAGCUGCAGGUAUUAUGCUAUCAGGGUACAUUACUGCACUGGGCGUAGGUGCACUAGUCUUGCCUCAUGACGUUGCUCACUAUGUAACAAUGAUCGAAGGAUUAAAUCUAUCUCCGGCAACUAUAUUCCUUGCAAAAGCAAUCUUGGCAGCUCCAUUUGGAUAUCAUUUUGCUAAUGGAAUCAGGCAUUUAUAUUGGGACACAGCUAAAGGUUUGACCAUCAAGGAAGUAUACUCGACAGGAUAUGCAAUGUUGGCUGGGGCAGUAGCUGUUACACUAUUUUUAGCAGCAUUGUAAGUAAAAUAAUUAGCAAAUGUUCUGAGUAUUAUUUAUUGUUCUUAUAAGUGAUGUAAUAAAUUUUCUUUAACAGA